This is a messenger RNA of Mesocricetus auratus (golden hamster), 3000 nucleotides long. Its product is annotated as E3 ubiquitin-protein ligase RNF216-like. The coding region runs from base 1 to 3000 and encodes 999 amino acids. The transcript is spliced from 2 exons. The record is from RefSeq and is a predicted model, not a curated record. Lineage: Eukaryota; Metazoa; Chordata; Mammalia; Rodentia; Cricetidae. Gene Ontology annotation, molecular function: zinc ion binding.
AUGGCAGAGGGAAAUAACAAAGAGGAGGUCCUUCACUUGAACAAUGUUCACAGCCAUGGAGGAGAAGAAUGGAUGACUGAAAGAGAUUGUCCCUUAACCAUAUCUGGAUCUGAUGAGGAAGGGAAUCCAGCGCUACUUAAGCCUGCUACUGAGCAACAUGAAGAUGACUACGUGUAUGAUGAUGUCAUACUGACAGAAAACCAUAAACCUCAAACAUACCGAGCCAGUGUCUUCAAAUCAGCUGCCACGUGGCAAGAUCUGAACAGAUUGGGAAAAGAAAGGCCCAAAAAGUCUAGAGGAGACUCUGAAACAGAUACCCACAGCAGUUUCUACUAUUGUAACAAAUCAUUGCUUGGUCCUGGGGCACAGGAUGAUUCAGAGGAUGAAUAUCAUGGAUUUCUGAAUCUUGAUUGUGGCAAAAACGAAGCCAAAACUGAACCAAGCAUUAAGCAGACAGCAAACAACACAGUCAACCCCAAAUUGGAGCAGAAAGACGUUAGAUUGGGAGAAAAUGGCCUGCUUUUUCCAGAAAGUGAGUCUCUGAAAGCUCAGAAUCAAUCAUCUGAAGACUCACAGACAGAUUCAUCAAAUCCUGGAGAGACGGCUACUUCAGUAGAUGACCAGGUAAUUGAAGGAGAACACUGGCUUCACCACCCUUCCUUCCAAGAUCUAAAUCCCCAGCCUCAAGAAAGAACGAACCAGGUUGUACCCAAAGAGACUCAUUAUGAAGCAGAAAUGGGCACAACGGUCUUGUGGCAAGAUUGCGCAGAACCUGCUUUUCCAUAUCCAGAACGCCACCAAAAGGGGAUCCCUGUUCCUUAUUCUCCUCAGGAAGCCCAUCCUCGGGGAGAAGUUGAAGAUCAACACUUAAUACUUGAUGAAGACACUGGAGUGGCUUUAAACCUGCGAGAAACUCAGGUGGCCAAUUUGAAAAGCACGUGGGGACAAGGAGCUGAUGAAAUAGAUCAAGAACUUGUUACAUUAUUAGUGAAAGAAACAGAAGCAAGAUUUCCAGAUGUAGCAAAUGGAUAUGUUAAAGAGAUCAUUCAUUUGAAGGAUUACUAUGAUUUGAAUGUACUUUGUAAUUUUCUUCUGGAAAGCCCAGAUUAUCCAAAGAGAGAAGAAGACUCAGUUAUUAUCCAACCCAGUAGCAGCCUGCUUGUCUCUGAGGGUGAUGUGAUGUUGCCUAAAGUAGACUUUUUUGACUAUUCCAAACUGACUCCACUUGACCAACGAUGCUUCCUUCAAGCUGCAGACCUUUUGAUGGAUGAAUUCAAGAUGCUCAGCAGUCAAGACAUCAAGUGGGCACUACGUGAGCUCAAAGGACACUAUGCAAUCACACGAAAGGCCUUUUCUGAUGCUAUUGAAAAAUGGCAAAAAGACUCAUCUGAUCCCAGUGGAAAACAGAAAAAGAAGAAAGAAAUGAAUCGGUCUUCUUUCAUAGAUUUCAAAUUUGAACAGGGCAACAUAAAAAUAGAAAAGAGGAUGUUCUUUUUGGAAAACAAGCGUCGACAGUGUAGGUCCUAUGACCAGAAAGACCUCCUUCCAGCUGUGCAGCAAGAGUUGGAAUUCUAUGAGCAGAAUAUCAAACAUAAGGCAGAGCAUGAAGACUUUUUGCUUCCCCUACAGAUGAAUGCAGAACCAUAUGAAAAGGACAGACAGCUGAUUGAGUGUGGCUGCUGCUAUGAGGAGAUUCCAUUUGAGAGGCUGACACAGUGCUCCGAUGCUCACUUGUUCUGCAAAGAAUGUCUCAUCAGAUAUGCCCAAGAGGCAGCGUUCGGGUCUGGAAAGUCAGAACUCAGCUGCAUGGAAGGCAACUGCACAUCUUUCUUCCCAACCAGUGAACUGGAGAAGGUGCUCCCCCAGAACAUCCUGUGCAAAUACUAUGAACGGAGAGCUGAAGAAGAAGUCACUGCAGCCUGUGCUGAUGAGCUGGUCAGGUGCCCCUCUUGUGGCUUCCCUGCUCUGUUGGACAAGGAAAUGAAGAGGUUCAGCUGCCCUAAUAUUGGCUGCCUGAAGGAGACCUGUAGGAAGUGUCAGGGACUUUGGAAAGAGCAUUCUGGCCUCACCUGUGAAGACCUGGCUGAAAAAGAUGACGUCAAGUACCGGACAUCUAUGGAAGAAAAAAUGGCUGCUGCUCGCAUUAGAAAAUGCCCCCAGUGUGGCACCAGCCUCAUCAAAUCUGAAGGCUGCAACCACAUGUCUUGCCGCUGUGGUGCCCAUAUGUGCUACCUCUGUCGAGUUUCUAUUGAUGGCUACGACCAUUUCUGCCAGCAUCCCCUCUCUCCAGGAGCCUCUUGCCAGGAAUGUUCCAGGUGCUCCCUCUGGACCGACCCCACUGAAGAUGAUGAAAAGCUGAUUGAGAAAAUUCAAAAAGGUGCUGAAGAGGAACAGAAAAGGAAGAAGGGAGAAAGCACAUUCAAACGAAUCGGCCCACCACUGGAGAAGCCAGCUGAGAAUGUACAGCACCUGACAUGGCCUGUCCCACAGAACCUGCACCGACAGAUGCCACCAUAUGCCAUUAUGUAUAGAGUUUGCCCCCGACCACGUAUAUGCCCCAUGUUUAACAACGUCCCCAUCAACUUACAUGCUGUGCCAGUAGCCUACGUAAGACGUCUGCCCAACUUGCGUGUAAACUAUGACUUAGGAAACAUGCAUGUGCCCCUGUGUGGUGGUGAUCAUGAUGAAGAUGAUGAUGAUGAUGAUGAUGAUGUAGAGAAUGUUAGAGGUAAUGAUGGAUAUUGGGAUGAUGGUGAUGAUUAUGUUUUCGAUGUUGGUGAUGAUGAUAAUGAUUAUUGGGAUAAUGAUCAUGAUUGUUGUGGUGAUGGUUAUUGGAAUGAUAGUGAUGGUGAUUUUUAUGAUCUAGAUGAUGAUGGAUUAGAUGAGCUAGGGACAAUUGCAAGAAGACUGGAGAACUUCCUAGGAAGUCUGUCUGGGGAUCUCACAACAGACAAACCUGCCCAGAAGGUGGUGUUCCACAUGUUAUCUAUUGCAGAUUAA